CCGUGUCGUCCCCCUCCCCUCGCGCCCCUUUAAAGCGGCGCCGCGCUGGGCCGGCGGGAGCAGAGCAUGGGGCCGGCGGCGCUGAUCGCCCUGCUGGGCGCCGCCGUGGCGGGUGUCAACGCAGUUCCAGUAGAAAAAGACCAUAUUGAAGAACUGGUAACACAGUGCAUUGUGGAAGUUCUUUCCAAUGCUCUGUCUAAGCCAAAUGCACCACCAAUUAAUCCUGAAUGCAAAGAAAUCCUGAGGAAGAGUGGCAGAAAGGACAGAGAGAGAGGUGAAAACGAACAACUUGAAGUGAGGCAUUUGAAAGACUCAGCAGAGACUGAAAAACAUCGUACUGGGAAUGUGGAAAAAGAACAAAGUCAGACAGAAGAAGAAUCUAAAAAGUAUGUGAAAGGAAAUGAUGAGGAGAAACUUGCUCACAAGGAAGAUAAAAGCAAGGAAGAGAAGGAAGGACACCACACCCCUAUUCAAGAAGAGGGACUUCAUACAGAAGAAAAUAAACACUAUGAGGGAAACAGAAGAGAGAAGGAGAAGAGCUACCACAGUGAAGAAGAGAACAAAGAGAGCAAGAGUCAUGAUGAAGAGGUAGAGCAUGCCAUUCUCGACAAGAAGUCCCACUUUGGAGGCACAAGCACAGACAGGAAUGAUCAGCGCCCCUUGAGCCACUGGCACUCAGAGGAGGGAAUGCAGAGCCCUAACAAAAGAAUUCAUGAAGGUGAAGAGGGAGAGGCAGAAGAAGAAAGAAGUGAAAAAUACCACCAUGAGUCUAAGGAACGUGAUUUCUCCCAUCAGCGAGAGCAUGAAGGAUCUGAUGAGAGUGAAGAAACAGAGGAGGAAAAACAAUCCUACAAACCUGAACGUUAUCAUGGGAAGCACAAAACGCAUGACUCCUCCGAAGAAAAGAGGGGCCGUGGUGGUGAGAAAGAGGAACUGGCUGAGCAACCAGACACAGAGGAGGCACAUCUCUGGGACAAAUGGAACCAUCAGAAACAUCACGAAGAGUCUGAGCAGCAGCGUGAGGAGAAAAGAGGUUAUCGUGGGAGGCACGGGCCUGAAGAGGUGGAGGACAAGAGGUCUGCAGGCCAGGGAAAUGAGGAGUACAGAGCAAGGUGGCAGCAGAGUGAAGAGAGCAGUGAAGAAGAUGACAAGAGGCAUCGCCACAGUGAAGAAAGUGAUGAGAAAUGGCGUAAGGAGAGGAGGCACCAUGAUGGAUCAAGCGAGGUGAGGAGGCACCUUUCUGAGGGAAGGGCAUAUCUUGGAGAUGAAAGUGAGGAGGAGCUGGACAGGUAUCUCAGUGGUGCCAGCAAGGAGAAGCAGCAUCAUGCUGGAGGGAGACACCGCUUGUGGGACAGUGAAGAUGAAGGGUCACAGAGAGGGUACGCUCGAGAGCGCAAAGGGCAGUCUAGAAGACACUACAGCACCGAGGACAGUGUAGAGCAGCAGUGGUACCCCGGCAACAGUGAAGAGGAGGAGGAGGUAGAAAGAAAGCAUCACAGCAGUGAUCAGGUGGAAAAUGAAGAGGAGACUAUGGAGGAGGGAAGAUACACAGAGAACGAAGAGUACAACAGCCAUCUCCCUUCAGAGAAUGAGAAGAGAAGCACAGCAUCCUACAGCCCUUUCUACCCAUUGCUGUGGUGGAAAAGCCAGCACUUUGAGAAGAGGGACAGUGCAGGAAAGCAGCUUCUGGAGGGCAAAGAGGAAGGCAGGCCCACCCUGAACGAGAAGAAUCUUUUCCCUGAAUAUAAUGACUAUGACUGGUGGGAGAAAAAGCAAAUCCUAAGCGCUCUGAACCACGGACGCACCAAGAAGAGGAAUCUUGGCAAAAUGAACAGAUAUGAUUUGAAAAGGCAAUACAACAAGAUGGAUCAACUCUCACAGCUUCUAAAUUACAGGAAGAAAUCAGCUGAAUUCCCAGAGCUGUACAAUUCUGGAGAAGACAUGAAAAAACAUCACAUAUUCAGGAAUGAUAGAGGAAGUGUGAGCCAGAGGCCUCUGACGGAAGAGGAGGAAAAAGAGCUGGAAAACCUGGCUGCUAUGGAUUUGGAGUUGCAGAAAAUUGCUGAAAGGUUUAAUGACAACAGGAGAGGCUGAAGAUGAUCUGCUUUGACAUUCCAAAGCUAGGUGUAGCUGUCCUCACAAUACCUGUAUUUGUGGUAAAUUCACUGCCACUGGAUUGUUGUUUGCCCUAAAACCAGGAAAUUCUAUUUACUGUCCACUAUAGCGUAGUGAUUUAUACAGCUGAAAAUGUCUUUAAUUUGCUAUUAUGCUAUUGAGAUCUGAAUAGCAUGAAUUUUAGUAUUAUAAUCUUUCAUGCAAGGCAGAUAUUUUUAAUAUGCUUGUGAAAAUAAUUGUGUUAGUGUUCUUCAGAAAUAUAUCUGUCUGAGUUUGAAAUAAUAAAAACCAUUGAUCUUGGACCAAA
This is a messenger RNA of Cuculus canorus (common cuckoo), 2422 nucleotides long. RefSeq names its product chromogranin B (gene CHGB). Gene Ontology annotation, cellular component: secretory granule. NCBI's taxonomy places the organism in Eukaryota, Metazoa, Chordata, Aves, Cuculiformes, Cuculidae. The record is from RefSeq and is a predicted model, not a curated record. The transcript has 5 exons. Bases 67 to 2094 code for a protein of 675 amino acids.